AGGUGGGGCUGGGGCUGAAACCCGGGUGUCCCUUGGAUCUUUGUGGGUUUAGCGACUCCUGGCGCGCAGGCCUGACCUGGGCACCGCGCCCCGAGCCCGUGACACAGUGGGGAGUGUCCCUUCGUGUGCCCGCCUGCGAGGGGCUGAGGAAGCCUGGAGCUGGGCGCAUAGUUGCGGGGCCGGUCGUUUCCCUGUGAGGCUCUGCCCAGAAUCCCUGCUGCCUCCGGGCAGUGGAGGAGCGGGCACCGAGGUCGCAGGUGUGGCUGUGGCCGUUUUUCCUGGUGCUCUGCGUGAGAGCUGGGUUCCAGAGCCUGGUCCCUAGGAGGAGAGCGGCGGAGCGGAGCCCGUGGGCGGAGGCCGGGCGCAUGAGGGGUCUGGGAGUGGGAGCGGGAGAAGAGCAUCGCCCGCUGCGCGCCGCUGGGAAGUGGACCCGGGUUUGACAGCCCUGCUCUGGGCGCUGCGGGUUGCCUGGGCGUCGCUGCCGGAGUGGGAAUGCCUGGUGUCACCCAGCUUGCUCCCCGCUCCCUGAACCCCGGGAGGACCGCAGGGACCCGGCCGAAGGACAGAGAUUUGGACCUAGUGAAAGGACAUCGCUCCUUAGCACCAGCUAUGGACUCCACAGCAUCAGUUCUCCCUUCUCAGGACCCUGCUCUUCCUCCAGAGAGAUGCCCAGGAGAAAAGGGAGCAGCCAGCUUAUGCCUGAAAACCAGGCCCCAGGACCUGAUGACAUUUGAGGAUGUGGCUGUGGAAUUCACCCAGUGGGAGUGGGGGCAGCUGGACCCUACUCAGAAGGACGUGUACCGGGAAGUGAUGCUGGAGAAUUUCAAGAACCUGGCCUCCCUGGGGUUUCCAAUGCCCAAACCGUAUGUGAUCUGCCGCUUGGAGGAAGGGGGAGAGCCCUGUCUGUUGGAGAGAGAAAUCUCAACAGGUGCCCCCGCAGGUCUGCCCACCCUUCAGGGUUCUUGGGGCUGUGCAUCAUCGCUAGAUGUCACACGACUGGGAGAGAAGGCAUCAAGCCAAGGAAUCAAUGCUAAGUCAGGGAAUUUCCAAAGAAGAAUUAUUCCAGAUAGCAUCAGUGGAAAAACACAUUAG
Messenger RNA from Mesoplodon densirostris (Blainville's beaked whale), 1092 nucleotides. It is a transcript of the gene ZNF514, whose product is annotated as zinc finger protein 514. The transcript is spliced from 6 exons. Bases 493 to 1092 code for a protein of 199 amino acids. The record is from RefSeq and is a predicted model, not a curated record. Gene Ontology annotation, biological process: regulation of DNA-templated transcription. NCBI's taxonomy places the organism in Eukaryota, Metazoa, Chordata, Mammalia, Artiodactyla, Ziphiidae.